Molecule: messenger RNA, 747 nt
Organism: Sardina pilchardus (European sardine)
Lineage: Eukaryota; Metazoa; Chordata; Actinopteri; Clupeiformes; Clupeidae
Product: gap junction beta-3 protein-like
Biological process (GO): cell-cell signaling
Cellular component (GO): connexin complex
Molecular function (GO): gap junction channel activity
Source: RefSeq, a predicted model, not a curated record
AUGACUUUGAAUCAGAUCGUAUUACUGAUUUUUGGAGAUAACGCAUAUUCCACCUACUUUGGACGUGUCUGGCUAUUGGUAUAUGUGUAUAGAGUCUUAAUCUACUUUAUAUCUGCCCAGUACGUCUGGAUCGAUAAUUUUGAGUGCAACACACUCCAGCCAGGCUGCACCAAAGUCUGCUAUGACUCUGCCUUCCCCAUCUCCCCCAGCCUGUUAUGGGCCCUACAGCUUGUUGCCAUCACCUGUCCCUCUCUGCUGGUACGGUGCUACAUGAAGGAACACAUACAGAAAAAACGCAGGAACACCAACGGCCACAGGGGGGCGCACUUGAAUGAGAAGAAGAAGCAGCGCAGCUUGUGGUGCAUGAACCUGAUCAGCCUGGUUCUGAGGGCUGCUUUGGACGUGGGCUUCCUUUACCUCCUCUAUCAUAUCUACGACGGCUACGUCAUACCCAGGCUCUUUAGCUGCCAGCUGCCGCCGUGUCCGAACGUCGUGGACUGUUACAUUUCACAUCCCACCGCAAAGAAGAUCUUCUCGCUCUUAAUGGUGGUGAUGGCGAGCGUCUGCAUUGUCUUGUGCUUCUGUGAGAUUAUCUACCUGAUCUACCAGAAGAUCAUCAGGCUGCACAAGAAGAACCACCAGCAGACAUUUGCUGAGAGUCAUGAGUUCGGCGAGCUGGUACUGCCCGGGACCGACCCGACCGCUUCCAGAGCUCUCCCAAAACCCCCACAUCCCGACUGGCUCUGA